CGAGGAACGGUGCGGCAGUUGUGCGCUGGUCGCUGUCGAAGGUGAACCGCCAGCUGCGGUGCGGCAGCGGGCGCGUUUGUGAAGCCGAGGGUCGGUGGUGUGCCUCGUUACCGCGUUUCGAAAGUCGGUGCGCGCGCUCCUCACGUGUGUUUCUCUCUGUGCUUCGUCGCUGCGGGAUUUUCGCAUUUCCGAAAGACGUCGUCGCUAUGCUGGUCUCCUUCGUCCGUGUGUUGUGCGCGUCGUGAGAAGCAAGGUGACUGCUUCACCCGUGCCCCGUGUGGAACGCGAUGUAAUCUUGCGAAGCUUCACAAGUGUUUACUUUUUAUACCUGAUCUGCGAAAGUUGUUUCUCUUCCAAUCUCUCUGAGAAGGUGCAGGGAGGGAAUCCCAGGUUCGCGAGAAUAGCCUCUAACGAUGAUCCCACAAGCAUCGUAGGAACUUGGUUUCGACACUGAGGAUACACGAAACGGAAGCACCGACUUCCCGCUCGUGGAAGUCGUGCGUUCGUCUCAACGCACGCGUUAACGGAAUCCGAGCUUCAAAGAAUCAACGAAGGUGCUUCCGCGGACUGUGUAGGAAGUUGCCUUCGCCGCUGUUGAUAUACAAAACAGAAGAGUGCAUUUUUUUUUUUUCCCCGAGCGUCAGGAGACGAGAAGUGAUGAAGAAAACUACUGGUGUGUGAGGCGCUAAGGCAAAACUUGGCAAUUGGCGUGUGUGCCCAUUGUGCUGUGUGACCAAGUUUCUUUUUUUUAUCUCCCUCUCUCUCUCGUGGUGUGUGUUUGCGUUCUCGCUACACGUUCGUUUGUGCCGUGCGAAUGGAAACGGUUGCGUGAGCCCCUGCGAGUUGGGCUUCUCCCUCCGGGUUCUUUCUCGCUGUCCUCUGUUGAAGAAGAUGGGGACGAAGAACUUUGUCGGAUGUGCAGGAUGGCUCGUCGCGCUCUUCCUCGGCGUCGUAGUCGCUACAGGAACGCAGCAGCAGCAGCAGCAUUGCGGUUUCCCGGGCAGGCCGGCGUACGGCCGCAUCAGCCUGAUCCGGGACUCGUACGAAAAGGGCCAGACCGUCUCCUACACGUGCGACUCCAGCUUCAACCUGCUCGGCCAGAGCACACGCCAGUGCCUCGACAACGGAACCUGGUCUGGAGCGCUGCCAGUGUGCGACACAAGCCUGACGGUGCAGCGCAUCCCGGAGGCGUCUGGCUACCUCUACGCCUAUCCCCCGGGGAACGCGCUGGACGGCUCCAAGAGCAGCUGCUUCUACACCACCUACCAACCGCCGCGGUGGUGGCGCGUAGACCUGGGCGCCGCCUACCACGUGCUGUCCGUGGCACUCACGGUGCCGCACGUCAGUUCCCGGCAGGAUCUCGAGGUGCGUGUCGUGAGCUACGAGGGCAACAAGGCUGUGUUCAACAGAUGCGCCGCAUUCAGCGGAAAGUUCUCGACCCAGACGGUGGUCCUGAUGUGCGACGAAGGCAAAGGCAUCAUCGGCCAGUACGUCGACGUCGCCGACAAGCGCAAGGACCCCGACCACUUCAGCCUGUGCGAAGUCGAGAUUUACGUGCUCAGAGAAAAGUACCAGUGCGGGGACCCGGACAAGCCACCGAAGUCGUACACGGUGCCGCUGUCCCCGCAGCAGAUGGAGUACCGUUGCGUGUCCGGAUACAAGCUGUCCGGCCCGAGCGUCCGUACCUGCCUCGAGUCUGGACAGUGGUCAGCGGCGGCCCCUAGGUGCCUGGAGGCCGCAUGCCCCUCCCUGGGUCCCCUAGACAAUGGGAAAGUGGCAGUGCGGGGCACCAGCAACGGCCGCACCGUGCAAGGCAGCCAGCUCAUCUACACCUGCGACCCCGGCUACAUCCUGGAGGGCAACGACACCCGCACCUGCCUCGAGGACGCCCGAUGGGGAGGACAGCAGCCACACUGUCAGCCCGUCACCUGUGAUGUGCCAGCAUUCGAAGUAGACGGUGGAACGUACACGCUGCUCAAUGUGUCCACGAAUUACGGGGACCUAGCUGAGCUCAACUGCCACCUGGGAUACGAAAGGCAAGGUGGCCCUACUACCAUCAUCUGCCAAGAGGACGGGAUGUGGAGCACGCCACAGGCCUCGUGCAUCCUCAGACAAAUGAGGCAAAAACUCAAGAAGGAGCUACCGGGAGCAUCCAGCGACACAAGCUCAACACUCACCGGCAUGGUGGCAGCUAUCAUCGCCAUUGUGUUCCUUUUCCUGCUUUCCAUGUGCAUCCUUCUCAUACUCAAAAAGAAGAAGUACUUUUCAAGGGCCAAGGGUCAACCAGCAAAAGUGCCCAGCGCGGGCCUCACAGCCAACAAUGGAAGUGCCAACAUCUCGUACACGGACAGUAGCGGCACCAUCUACCAAAACGAGGACUUCUACAUGGAGAUACCGCUAAAGACUGCGCAGCAGAAUGGCUCGACCACAGCUGCGCACAACAACAACCACCUCACCAGUGGCGGCCAUAGGGCGAGCCUCAAGGCUGAAGGAAGCGCAGAUCGCCGCAAGAGCCUGACGCCAAGCCGCAAGAGUUCCCUCUCGUCGAAAGAGAACAUCUACGAAGAGAUCGCCUUGGCUUCCAAGCAUCGCAGGCUCUCUUUCGGAGGAGUCACGUCCAUCACGACGGGCCCGACGCCCAGUGCGGGUGUCACUGUCGUCCACACGGAGCUGCCGUCCACGGGAGACGAAAAUCAGGACGACCAAGAGUCAUCACCAGCACUGUAUGCCAAAGUUGAUUUUGAUCAGAAGAGGAAAUCGCGGCUUAUCAAGGAGCAAAGUGAGGAGCUGUCGAACAAACCUGCACCGCCAAGCGGCGUCAAGCUACGCGACCUUCCUCCUAUACCACCUCCGGACGAGGAUGAAGACUACCACCCCUCGGUGGCCAUGUCUUUAGUCGGUGCCGUGGCCCCGCUGGUGUCGCUCGCACCUCAUGUCGUGGAAGGGGACAAUGUUUAUGUGGACCAUCCGCUGGGGGCGGAGAUCGUCAGGGGGACGAUGCACACUGGAAUGGUGGACAAUGAACUCUACGCCACGUCGGGACACAGCUAGUGCCCGCCGUCGACUCCCCCACGCCCUCCUCAAAACUGUGCACCAAGUGUGGAACACCUGUGCCGUGCGCGGUUGUGAGGAACAAACACUUCUUUAUCUCAGGGCAUGACUCCCAUGGAAACAGUGGGCGUUGUAAGGUCAGCCAGCACGUGGGAGUGGUACAUACGUCCCCGCGCUUGCCCAGGGCACUUGAGCAGUGUACUGAGAGGUGAAGAAAGCUACUACGUUGUUGUGUUGCUGCUUGGUUUGAAGGUCAAUGCUCUUUGCCAGCAGUGUUCACCUGGACCCCAUAAGUCACAUCGUCUUCAGCGUGGUGUCCCAAACAUAGUACUGUAGCUGCUUUGGUAUUACCCUUUCAUUUUGUUUGCAGCAGGGUGCUUGAGUGUUCUAGGCAAGGGCAUGGACAUCUGCACCAGGUGGUCCUACCUUUGAGGCUGAGCUGAGGCCAUGCUCAAUUGCAAGCGACUCUUCAGUUGAUCAAUCAAAGCUUAAAGUGAAGAUAGAAGCAGGAUAGGACAGACAAAAAAUCUGUUGACAUGUACGUCUCUCUUUCUUGUUUUUCUGUGUCCCGUCUUAGCAUAUGAAACUGUAUGUGUCACUCUUUAUGCGUCACAUAUUGGCAUUGUUUUCACUGGAAGUGUACCAAGUGGCACACGCACACACAGUGUUGCAGACCAGUCAAAGGUUUGCUAAAACUUGAAGUGUGACGCAGUUAGUCUUGAAUGCCAGCUGUGCAUCUGGAUUGCUACUAUACAACGAAAGCACACGCUGUUAUCUCAAAAUCUGAAAUGUCUUAAGAACAUGUGACUUGUGCCAGUUAGUUACAGUGCUUUUGUUUUUUUUUAGAAAGCAAGUGCUGGAAAUGCUCAAACACGGGAUUUCGAAACAAAGUCAACCAACACAUUUAUAGAAAUGAAGAAUUCACUGCUGUCACAAGCGUAAUGGCAUUAACCAUAAAGGAGUAAAAAGCAUGCUUGGAAAUUUCCUGACGACUGAUAGUGCCACCUUGAGACUGCCUUGUCUGUAACAUGGCCAUCUAAAAUCAUGAAGAACAAUGUUCAAAGACAGGCUGUGAUGCUAUCUUGCAGCAGUGAGAAAACAAUGAGUAAUUCAUACCAGGGUAUGACAAGAAACAGUGCGAUGCGAGCAAAACAACGAUGCAAGUGAAACAAGCCCAUAAGCAUGAAGUCUUGGUCUGCAACGCAAGGCAGAUGCAAUGGCUCAACUGUGGCUUGAAGUAUUAUCUCCAGUGUUCCCCAUGGUAUAUGGCUUCUAUAUCAUUUGUGAACCUGUUGGAGAUGAGUCAUAAUAUCCUUGGCUCUUGCAAACCAAAACGUGCUGCAUUUAUGUACAUUCUUGGUUGAAGCACAUCCAGAUACACACGGUUAAUUAACGAAAAAUAAAUAUUUCUUUCUAGAAUAUAUUUAGGAGACUCGGACCAAGCCAUGCACAAACCUGUAGAUCAUGAUUUUGAACAGUGACACCAUCUUGUCUGUUCUCCCAUAGUUUUUCUACAGCACUGUUGCAGUGAGUUUCCAGAAGGUUUUUGUUUGAAAGCAUGUAACAUUUUAAUUACUGUUUUCCAUUUAUGCAUUUUGAAAUUGGCACAGUUUAUUGCGAGCGCUGUGGGUAAUGUGAUUUGCAUUGUUGUAAAGAGCUAUUCAAAAAAGUGAUACCGGUGAACCUAGUCCUGAAAUGUGAAAUGUUCACCAACGCCAGGAGAGAGUGAGUGUGUGGCGUUUGCCACAAUAACCAAAUAAAUGUCUAUAGACUGACAGACAGCAUUAUUAUCUAAAGACAGCAGCAUAUGUUAUUAUACUUUGACCUGUACAUAGCUGUGAGGAGAAUCUUUGCAAAGUCUGUAUUUAUUUGUACAGCUGUUGUUCGUAUGCCUGUAGGGCAUGUUGUACCAUAUACAGAGUCUGGAAUAAAUAUGUUUGCCUUAA
Molecule: messenger RNA, 4997 nt
Organism: Dermacentor andersoni
Lineage: Eukaryota; Metazoa; Arthropoda; Arachnida; Ixodida; Ixodidae
Product: complement receptor type 2-like
Source: RefSeq, a predicted model, not a curated record